Messenger RNA from Drosophila sulfurigaster albostrigata, 2261 nucleotides. RefSeq lists its product as uncharacterized. Lineage: Eukaryota; Metazoa; Arthropoda; Insecta; Diptera; Drosophilidae. The transcript is spliced from 2 exons. The record is from RefSeq and is a predicted model, not a curated record. Bases 167 to 1207 code for a protein of 346 amino acids.
AUGUGGUCACUCUGCAGAAAUGCAAAACAACAAAAGUUCUUUAGGUUUUAAGUGUUUGUAAAAAAGUAAAUUAUUCGAAAAACGAACAAACGGAGUGAAUGUUUUGCACUUCAAUUUGCACAUAAUUAACAUAUUGAAACGCACGCGGGGACGUGCCUUCCACACAAUGCAAUUGUGCCUCUGGUCCAUACUCAAAGUGACGCUAGCAAUUGCGUUCUAUGCGCCCAGUGAAUCUCUAGCCUAUAAAAUUGUGCGUCUUCAAGACAAUCUGUGUUCAGACAAGCUAUUCUUCACACUAGCCAAGCCAUUCCGAGGCGAUCCCACCCUUCGGCUGACAGAUGAUCACGAUUCGGCCGCAAUUAUAACCCAAACAUGGAAUGUCACAAUGCCCAGUGGUGGCCACUCGGUGAACAAGAUCAAAUACGACUGCAAGUUUCGAGUGCAGACCAAUGAGCGGCCGCCGCGGGGCAUUUACACCAUAAUCACAAGGCUCAAGCUUCGAAGCGAUCCGGUGACGAAGAAAUGCAUCGAUUAUAUUCAAUUCAGCAAUGGGAAUCGUUCGCCUAGCGAACGCAUUUGCAAUGACAUCUCAAUUGAUGGGCCAGCUGGCCGUUUGGUCUUCGAUCAGCGUGAUCGCGAUGUUCAUGUGCAUAUUUUCAUCGACGGGGAUCGACACAUUUUCGAGGAUCCACUGGAGUUGCGAAUGGUGUUGACAACGCAUUCGGAAUGUCAGUUUGCUGGCGAUUUUCUAUGCAAUCCCAAGGAUCAAUACUCGUGCAUAUCGCGACAUUUUGUACGCGACAACAUCACAAAUUGUAUGUAUCCGUGUCGGGAUGAGGGCACUUGCUUCCACGACGCCAUAAUAUCCGAAGUGGACACCACGAAUGUUGCGAUAUCGGCAAUAACAUCGCUCAUCUUCACAAUGCUUGGCGUGGGUUUUUGUGUUUGGAUCUGCUGGAAAUACUGGAAUUGCAUCACGGUGCAGCAGCAUGCCCAUGAAGCAUCUGCCGCUCGCUUUAAUCAGCGACGUGCACGGACGGACGUGCCAACUAUUGAGUUGCCGACAGCGCCGACAUACGACGGCAUGCUGACACACGAUCUGUCCCCCAAUUCGCAGGAACAUCACCAGCAACAACAACAACUGCAGCAGCCGGCAACACCAAAAGAUUUGCCACCCAGCUAUGAAUCACUUUUCCCAGACAGAUAAGGGCUGUCUACUAUAAAAGAUCGAUAGAUUGUUCCCUAUUUGUGCCAGAUCGAACCAAAAAAAACAAAGAAUACUCAUGUCAGCAAGCACUUGGGUAAUUAAUUACAAUAGGUAAUUGCAUAAUUGUCACAUGAACAAAACGAAAACGAAAAAGAAACUAGCAAAAAGAAGGCAAUGUAAAUAUGCACAUUUGUUGUAGCAUUUAGGACUGAUAAUAUGCUUUACGAGAUUCAAUUAGUUUUAGUACGAGUUUAAGGCUAUAUAUUUGUUUUAAAUGUAAGACACUCACUCGUAAAUGUGUUCAACGUCGAACAAUAUCAAGUACAACCGUAAACAUUAUAAUGUGUAUUACAUCGUAACUAUGAGAUUCCCUAUGAUAUUCGUAAUUUUAAUUUGUAUCUUUAUCCAUUUAUCUGUAUAUAUGUUUUUGUUUUAUUUUUAUACUGUCAACUGUAAGAAUAGUUCGCCUAUACUUCAAUAUUUGUAGUGUCGGAACAGAGUUCAAUCCAAUCUCAAAUAGAAUUCAUAAAAGAAAAGAAAACAAGAGCAGCAGCCACACCAAUGAAAUAUCAAGCAAUUAUUAAAUGCAAUUGUAUCAAUUAAUCAAUCGGAGAUAUGAUAGAUAGCGCAAAUUCGGAGAUUCCGUUAAACUAAUUGUAAUAUGUAUUAUAAUCGUAAAUGAAUGUGUAUUAGCUGCAUUUCGCAUACAUAGUUGUACCUGUAUAAUAUUUAUCACAUUGUACACAAACAACAACAACAACAACAUACUUGAAAUGGAAAUAAGACAAAACACUAUCUAUCUACAUACACAUGUUACAUACAUAUAGAAAGAAUACUAUGGAAAACCAAUUACGUUAUUGCGGGCCUUGUUGUCAAUUGUUAAAGCGAAAAAGAAAAACGGUUAUUUUGUAAGCUCAGCUAAAGUAUGUAUUCGAAAUAUCAAACUGCAGAACUUAACACUAGCGGUCAAUUUGUCUCAUAGCAUACUCCACACAUAUACGUAUAUAUUAUUAUCUACUACUAUAAAUAAAUCCACUUAAUGUUAAAACUCAAA